Messenger RNA from Hyaena hyaena (striped hyena), 1025 nucleotides. RefSeq names its product LEM domain containing 1 (gene LEMD1). The record is from RefSeq and is a predicted model, not a curated record. The transcript has 6 exons. Lineage: Eukaryota; Metazoa; Chordata; Mammalia; Carnivora; Hyaenidae. Bases 104 to 649 code for a protein of 181 amino acids.
GGUGAAACUCACCCAGCUUUAGUUACCAACCCAACUGCAUAGACUUUAGACAACCAUGUAAAGGGUUUCCACUGUCUGCAAGAAAGAUCAAACAUCUAUCACCAUGGUGGAUGUGAAGUGUCUGAGUGACUAUGAAUUGCAGAAUGAGCUUAAUAAGCUUGGAUUUUCACCUGGCCCGAUAUUACCUUCCACCAGAAAAGUGUAUGAAAAAAAGUUAAUACAACUCUUGGUCUCACCUCCCUGUGCAUCACCUAUGAUGAAUGGACCCAGAGAGCUGGCCAGAGAUCAGGAUGAUGACGGUAAAGAGCAUAAGGCCACUAUCAUUUUGAAAGGAAAUAUCAUUAUCUCAUCAGAAAAAAACAAGGGACCCAAAAAAAGACUCGCUUUCGCCACUAAAUCAAAAGCUAUAGAUAUCUACUGCCUGGCCUAUAAGCAUCCUGAGGGAAUAAGGCUUACUAGAAGAGCAUCAAGCACCACAUUCAAAGAAUGGAGAAGCACCAGAGGGACAGACUACUGCAUAGUGGACGACAGUGUUGAGUCCGGGAACCUAGAAAGCUUUCCAGUGACCUUGAAGCUUGCUAUGUUUGGCAUCUUCAUCAUUGUGAUAUUUGUCUACAUAACAGUGGAAAGGAAGCCAUUCUUUGGUUAAGUGCUUUAGGAACAGAGCAAUGAGGGAGCACCUGAGAACUGGAAAGACUUCUCUGAAGAGGGGUGCUGGGCCCCAUGGCCUGCUGGCCUUGCUCUAUGCCACCCUCACAGAUCUGUACCCAGGCUCAUAAUUUCAAAGCCGAAGGGACCUUACGUACUCUCUAGUUCACCACUUAUGUUGCAAGACAAAGAAACAGACCAGGGAGGUUGAGGGAAAUGCUAAAAGUCACAAUGAAUGGAGACCAGAAUCCAAGGCGGGAAGAAGGAAUGAGGGAGAGAACCAGGCACUUGUGUGAAAAAGUUUGAUGACAGGGACUUCCCCAAGUCAUGCUGGCCAUCAUUAAAGGUGCUUCCACACUUGGCAUACUUCUAAAAAA